GGGGCGUGGCCGCGAGGCCGACCGCGGCGUGGUUGCCAAUUGGGUGGCCUGCCCCUCCCAAACCCUUGACCCUCCCGAUCCUUAAGCUCUCAUUCUCCUCUUAUUCGGUUACACCCCCGUUCGGACAACAAAAAAAUCCCAAAAAUAUCGGAAAAUCCCUAAAAAAAAUUGCAGUUAUUCUUCUUGAUUUCGCGAUCGUUAUCCCCGUUUUAUCAGUCAGAAAGUCCUACAGCAAAGAGGAAGGUGUGUUUUCUUAGUCCUUGUUUUAUAAUUGCUAGGGUUUGCUGUAUCAGCGAGAGGAAAGGGAGAAACAAAGCAGGAAGAGAAAAAAAAUAUAUAGUUUUUACGAGAUAUGGCGCAGUCUACGGUUGAGCAGCAGACGUCGGACGGGGAGGUCAACAACGGCGGAGGCAACCAGAUUCCGUUGUCGUCGCUUUACGUGGGGGACCUCCAUCCAAGCGUCACGGAACCACAAAUAUUUGAAUUUUUUAGCCAGAUCGGACCGGUUAUUUCCGUGCGCCUCUGCCAAGACUCUGAUACCCGGCGGUCGCUCGGCUAUGCGUAUGUUAACUAUAGCAACCCUGCGGAUGCUGCAAUGGCUUUGGAUGUGCUCAACUUCACACUUAUUAACAACAAGCCUAUUCGUAUCAUGUAUUCAAAUCGUGACCCUAGCAUCCGAAAAAGUGGGUCUGCAAAUGUUUUUAUCAAGAAUCUUGACAAAACAAUAAACAACAAAGCACUACAUGAGAUUUUUUCGUCAUUUGGUAGUAUCCUGUCAUGCAAAAUCGUAACAGAUACAUUUGGGCAGUCAAAAGGCUAUGGUUUUGUUCAAUUUGAUCGAGAAGAGGCUGCUCAAAGUGCAAUUAGCAAACUGAAUGGUGCACUUAUGAAUGACAAACCAGUUUAUGUUGGACCCUUCGUCCGCAAGCAGGAAAGGGAAAACUCCGCAGACAAGACAAAAUUUACUAAUGUCUUUGUAAAAAAUCUUUCAGAGUCAACUACAAAGGAGGACCUAGAAAAUAUUUUUGGAAAAUAUGGGAAAAUCACCAGUGCAGUUGUUAUGAUCGAGGAGGAUGGAAAAUCAAAGUGCUUUGGGUUUGUUAAUUUUGACGAUCCAGAUGCUGCUGCUCUAGCAGUUCAAGAACUCAAUGGACAGCAAUUUGAUGAUAAGGAAUGGUACGUCGGAAAGGCAUUGAAAAAGUCUGAAAGGGAUUCAGAACUUAGGGAAAAGAUUGAGCAAACUGCUACGGAGACAAUUGAUAAGUAUCAUGGACUCAAUUUAUAUUUGAAGAACUUAGAUGAUAGUAUUGGAGAUGAUAAGCUGGUAGAAUUAUUUUCUGGCUUUGGGAUAAUAACUUCCUGCAAGGUUAUGCGGGAACCUAAUGGUAUGAGUAAAGGCUCUGGAUUUGUUGCUUUCUCAGCUCCUGAAGAAGCAUCUCGAGCUCUGGCAGAGAUGAAUGGAAAAAUGGUUGGUGGGAAGCCACUUUAUGUUGCAGUUGCACAACGCAAAGAAGAGAGAAAAGCUAGGUUGCAGGCUCAGUUUUCACAAGUACGACCAGUAACUAUGAUACCUAAUGUUGGUCCACGUGUUCCCAUCUACCCCCCUGGUGCUCCGGGUAUGGGGCAACAAAUAUUUUAUGGCCAAACGCCUCCUACACUUGUUCCACCUCAGCCAGGAUUUGGCUUUCAGCAACAGCUUAUUCCUGGAAUGAGGCCCGGUGGGCCACCUAUGCCAAAUUUCUUCAUGCCUGUAGUCCAACAAGGUCAGCAGGGGCAUCGCCCAAGUGGUAGACGUAGUGGAGGACCAGUGCAACAAAUGCAACAACCAAUGCCUUUGAUCCAGCAACAGCAGAUGCUUCCAAGGGGUCGCGUCCAGCGCUAUGCUCCUGGUCGCAACAUGUCUGACGUUCCGAUGCCUGGUAUUGUUGGAGGGAUGCUCUCUCCAUAUGAUAUGGGAGGUCUGGGAUACCGAGAUAUUGGCAUGUCACAAUCUAUUCCCAUUGGGACACUGGCUUCAGCACUUGCAAAUGCUACUUUCGAGCAGCAAAGGAUGAUGCUUGGUGAGAAUCUUUACCCACUUGUGGAGCAAUAUGAGCGAGAUCAUGCUGCCAAAGUUACAGGAAUGUUGCUGGAGAUGGACCAAACUGAAGUGCUGCAUUUGCUAGAAUCGCCAGAAGCUCUGAAAGCAAAAGUUGCAGAGGCAAUGGAAGUCCUGCUAAAUGUAGCGCAACAGCAACAGGGGAAUGCUCCCAGCGAUCAGCUAGCAGCGCUGUCGCUGAGUGAUGGCCUUGUCUCUUGAUGCUCAGACUUGUUUUCAAGUUGUACUGUUUAGUUGCGAUUGUGAACAACCAACACUUCUGGUCGUCUUGGUUUGCUUAUGAUUGUGAUGUGAAUUUUGAGUUUUGAUUUUUGUUAACUGGGGUCUGUUUCGGUCGAUUGAAUCUCUGGUCCUCUUGUACUAGCAUCUUACCAUGUGUUUCUAGUUGUACCAAGUAUUUUAUGAUUAUCUAUCUGUGCGUGUGUUUAUUUUCC
Zingiber officinale is the source of this 2532-nucleotide messenger RNA. Its product is annotated as polyadenylate-binding protein 2-like. Gene Ontology annotation, molecular function: RNA binding. The coding region runs from base 353 to 2299 and encodes 648 amino acids. NCBI's taxonomy places the organism in Eukaryota, Viridiplantae, Streptophyta, Magnoliopsida, Zingiberales, Zingiberaceae. Gene Ontology annotation, cellular component: ribonucleoprotein complex. The transcript has 9 exons. The record is from RefSeq and is a predicted model, not a curated record.